UUUCUAAGAAGAAGAUUUUUACAGACUUUUUAGUUGAAAUUGGCUUAGUGGUUCUGAAGAAAAGGUUGAAAAUGUGAAACGUUUACAGACGGAAGGACAGACGGACGGACGACAAACAAAACGUGAUCAGAAAAGCCCAUUUGAGCUUUCAGCUUGGGUAAGCUAAUAAUGAACAAAAGAUGCUUUUUAUUAUUCUCAUAAAAAAAUUUUCAAUAAAAGAAAUCAAAACGGCUUAUCAACAUUGCUUAACAUGAUUUAUAAGAUAUUAAUAAUAAAAAAAAUGGAGGGGGUAGAAAUAUGACUCAUACAUUACCGUUGCUAUAGGAUAUUUGUUAACAAAGGGUCAAAAGAACAAAAAUAUUUACUAUUUUAGAACUUUUAAUUUCAUAACAAAAUAAUUCUUUCUGAUCAAUAUAGCGUAAUAUGCAAAUUCUGGAUAGAUGAGCAUUGGAAAAAAAGCUUUGCUAUAAUUCUUUAAUCAAGCAAGAUGCUCGCCUUCAUUUGGUGAUAUUUUUUCUAAAAUUUCAUAUGCAAGAAAGAAAAAGAAAUUCCUGAGAUGUUAAAAAACAAACAAUUGAAAUUUUUAAAACUAAAAGAGAUUUCCAUGCAUAUGGUCCAUUGGUUUAAAUUUAUAACCCUUUGAAUACAUUGAUACGAUUAAAGUAGCAUUUUUGCAAAACACACCACAUGAAAAAAAACAUAAGGAUAAGUUUUAUUUAACUUGACCUCGUUAAUGCAAUAAAAUGAUAAAACAAAAGACAGUUCGACGUGUUGUUGAUCUUAUCAAGGGGUUUAAAUCGUGUCACAAUGAAACAAGCCACCCCUAAAGCACCUUAAUACUAACCAACCCCUAACUCCAUUUUUUGUGUACAUAUCUUUCCGUUUGUGGAAUCAAAACAUACAAAUUAUCCUAAUGACGACGAGGCUAGUGGAAGAAACACACUGCGAAUGACGGACAAACAAAAGCAGGUUGCUCGUGGGAUAGUGCAAAAAUGGCGGGAAAAAGCAGAAAAAACAGACCAACAAAAACAGAUUUACCUUGGGAUAGCUCAAAAAUGGCGGAAAAAAACACAAAAGAACCAAGACAGGGAAUAUUUGGAUUCCAAAACAGGGACGUACAAACUGAGAGAAUACAGACCCAGAUCGCCUGACACACCCAAACUCCGCGAAUAUAAACCUAAAUUCAAAGAGGUCAAAGUUCGUGAGUACGUGCCAAAAUCACACGUGACCGGAAACCAGUACGUCACGUUACGGGAAUACGACCAUACUUACGAGGUGGAGCCACCCGAUGAUGAUGAUAGACCUACGGGAGAGCCUCGGUUUUGUAAACCCUACAGAGCGAUAGGCUCCAUCAAAAGAACGUUAGCCAUGCUGUUUCCUCCUGUUCGUUGAGGUACCACAAAGAGGAAUCCAGUCACAUGUACAUACUCCAUUUUUUCCAUAAACUAGUCCACCAUUUUUUCCAUAAACUAGUCCAUUGUACUAUAAAAUAAACACCGUAAAAACUUUUUUUGUGGUUUCUCAUUUACUUGUUUUAAGCACGAAGUCUAAUUUUUGGUUUUCAUGUGCAGGAAGUCCGAUCCAAAAUCUCCAAAAAAAAAAAAAAAAAGCAUGCCCUUAACUUCUCACGUCAAAAUACGAACUUAAAUUUUUGUCUUGGUUGAACUACAUGUAUAUACACGCAUAUUCUACAUGCCAUUUGAAAUAAACAGGGUUAUAUACAUUAGUAUAAGACCAGAUAUUUACAGUACUAGUAUAUGUACGUGCAGUUUUCAA
Messenger RNA from Magallana angulata, 1776 nucleotides. RefSeq lists its product as uncharacterized. The transcript is spliced from 4 exons. Lineage: Eukaryota; Metazoa; Mollusca; Bivalvia; Ostreida; Ostreidae. Bases 949 to 1392 code for a protein of 147 amino acids. The record is from RefSeq and is a predicted model, not a curated record.